AUGAAGAAAGCAAUCAAACAGAAAGUAAAGAUGUUAGGAGCAUUGGAAUUGGAUCGUCAGAUGAAACGCAAAUUAGAAUCCACUAAUUACUCAAUUUUAUAGAAUUUUGAUGUAUUAAAACUCUCCCAUAUUGCAGUAUUUUCGAUCUCUUUUAGGAAGACCUCAUAAACAUUAUUCUGAUGUAGAGUAAUUGAAGAAAUUCCUAUAGCAUAUACCAUAUCUUAAAGUAAUAACUGAAGGAAUGUCAAUGAGAUUGAUUGAGAAGAUCAUACAUUAAUUAUCAUUAAAAUUCUUAGCUGCAAAUAGUUAAUGUGAUUCACAAUUUCAGAUAAUGUUAACUGGAGAAAUACAAAUAGGGUAAAGAACAUUUGUUUAGACUGAUACUGUGAAUGAAGUGGGAACAGUUAUAAGAGAUGCUUGGGUUAUUGUAUUAAGUCAUGAUGGAUACAAUGAUCUUAUUAGAGAAUAUCAUGAGAAUUUGUUGGCUUAGAAAUUACAUCUAAUUCAACAAUAUUCAGUUUUUAGCAAAAUAAGUAUUUAAAGAUUGAAAAAUCAAUUGGAUUAAUUUAAAUAAGAAUAAGCUACCAACAAUACAAUUUUAUAUUAAGAGAAACAAACAGCUGAUUCAUUCUAUUUAAUAGUGUAAGGGGAAAUCAAAUUAAUACAAGAAGAUAUAGAAUUAUAAUUAUUGGGACCUAAAUGUGUUUUUGGAGAAAUGGAAUUAGUAGAAUCAAAUGAAUUAAGAUAACAUAAAGCAGUUGUUACUCAACAUACUACAUAUUAUAGAAUAGGAUAUCAUUAAUUAAAAAUUUUAUUGAAUUCAAGUUGUUUAUAUGAAACAUUUUGUUAGAAUUAUCAUAUAAGAGCAUAAUUUUGGAAGUUAAGAAAAUAAUAAUGUAAAAAAGAAGUAAUUAUACCAAUUGAUUAUUCUGAAUUUAAAAAUGAGAUACCUAAAACAUAUCAUAAUUAUCUCUCUGCUUCUAAAUUAUUAAAGUAUGCAAAAUAGAAGACAACUAAUACAGAAGAUGAUUAAAAAGAGACUAAAGAAGAUAGAAUACUUGAAUAUUACAAAUAAUUUAAUCAUCAAAUCAAAUAAAAUUUUAAGUAAAAUCAUUUACUAAGAAAAGUAUUGAUUUAAGCUAAAUAAACAAAUCAUGAUUUACCUAUUAUGAAAGGAUUGUAAUUAGAAAGAUACUUACCUAAAAAUCAUUUUACUCAUAAAAAAUCACUUAAAAUUAUUAGUUAAUUUAAUGAAAAUAUAUAUUAAAGAUUUGUAUCAGAUGUAGAAUCAUAUCCAACAACAACUACAUUUGUAAAAGGAUCAAGAUUAUUUAGUGCUGCAAGUAGAUUAUAAACAGCAGUACCAAAAUUAUUUACAAGUUCUUCAAAAUAAUAAUAAUUUAGACCAAUGACUGCAGUAAAAAGAUCAUUAACAAAUGAAGCUGAAUGA
This is a messenger RNA of Paramecium primaurelia, 1450 nucleotides long. Lineage: Eukaryota; Ciliophora; Oligohymenophorea; Peniculida; Parameciidae. The record is from the annotation of a GenBank genome assembly.